AUGAGCGCAAUACCUAAGUCAAAUUUAAAACGAAUUCGAGAUAUUCUAUUAACAGAUGAAAAUAGAAUUAAUAAUGAUGUUAAUGAUAAUCAAGGUUCUGAUUCAGACAGUGAAUCUGAUUUUCUUGCAACUGAAUCAGAUGAUACAUCUAAUAGUGAACAUAUAUCAGAAGAAUCUGAUUUAUCAAAUUCUGAUUUUGAACAUGGUGAUGUUGUUACAGUUAGUCAACCAGAAACAUUAAAAAAGGACGGUGUCACAUGGACCGAUUUGGGCUCUGUGACUGGUGCAGUUGGCUCAGGCGCAUCAAGAAUAUAG
Molecule: messenger RNA, 315 nt
Organism: Rotaria socialis
Lineage: Eukaryota; Metazoa; Rotifera; Eurotatoria; Philodinida; Philodinidae
Source: the annotation of a GenBank genome assembly